UACAAAUUUAACGUCGUAGUCCGUCAUAAAAUCACAGAACAAUACGCAGAAGGGCUCUCGUAUAACCCGGAAAGACGCCAGGAACCUCGAGAACAUCCGAUAAACGAUACUACCGAAAAUCAUUCGCUAGCAUUACCAAUCUCUGCAUUAUCAAAAACAAAAAAAUCGAAUAAAAAGCUCUCCGACGAAGAGGCGAUUCAAUCAGUCAAACGCCCCGGUCACCCUCUCGGGUCUAAAAAUAGGCCAAGAGUAAGUAGCGCUCCAGAAGUAAGAGAGACGAUUGCCUCUCGUCUCAGAAAAAGAGAAUUAGGUAAAACACGAGUCCCACCAAAAAUAAAUUAUCGCGAAACCGGCAGACUGGUUAUAAACUCAGAAGAUCCCGAGUCACAAGAAACUGCAAAUGAAGAACAGGGGGAUGACGAAGUCUUCCUACCAGUCUCCAUCUCAGGACCAUCCACGAAUAAUCCAACUCCAGACGUUGGACAAGAGGGGGACGAUGAAGCGGAGAAAGAUGAUGAAGCCGAAAAGGACAACGAAACGACCGUUCCACAAAAACAACGGCGAAAAACUCGCGAACUAUAUGCCGAAAUAAAACGAACUAGUUCCGACACCGCGAAAAAUAUUCGCCAAUCAUUAAACAAACUUCCACCUCUCUGGCGAAGUGAAGAUGACUCGUUAAAUGAAGAUACAGCGCCUGAAAUUAAUGUCGACGAAUUUUUGAGAGAUAACAGCAACCAGUCCGAAGAAGGAUCAAGCAACAUCAGUCCAGAAGAAACCGGAGGAAUCGAAGAUCCCAGCGAAACAGAACCUCCUAUCAUUAUAGAGCCAGAGCCUUCGACUUUAGUCAACAACGUAAAUACGAGAAAUAAAAAUAAUUUAACCCCUCAGAACGCAAAUCGAUCGCGAUUCACAGGAUAUUUAGGGGACGGUCCAGAACCCCGAACUCCAAUAUUCGGAAGAGUUCUCAUUCCUGACGAACUAGCGGCCAUGGGUAUACGUUACGACCAUGCUAGCGGCCAAAUCGUAGACGAAAACGGUAAGGGAAUAAAUGAAACGGCCGAAACCGAAUCGGCCGACCCGGACAACACCCUUACCGAAUCGGAAGGGAGACGAUCGAACGAACAAUCGCCAAAUAUAAGUAAAUUAAUAAAUUCACAAAAUAGUAAAAAUAAAUCGCGCAAAAAUUCAGAAAAUUCUAGCGAUCCACAUAAACCCAACGAUAGACCGACUACAAGCGGGAAUAUAACAGUGGGGGAUGAGGUAGGGAACCAUCGAUUCGGUCCACCCUUUAUCGCCUACGAUCUUCCAACAUUCGAAGAAGCGGAAGAUAUCUUCGCCGAAAGACAUCUUCGGCCAAAGUUAUCUUCACCCUCGAGUUCCGAUGAAAAUAUACUGCCGAAGGGUCCCGAAAUCUAA
Cotesia congregata is the source of this 1416-nucleotide messenger RNA. The record is from the annotation of a GenBank genome assembly. Lineage: Eukaryota; Metazoa; Arthropoda; Insecta; Hymenoptera; Braconidae.